Debaryomyces fabryi is the source of this 609-nucleotide messenger RNA. RefSeq lists its product as uncharacterized. Lineage: Eukaryota; Fungi; Ascomycota; Pichiomycetes; Serinales; Debaryomycetaceae. The transcript has a single exon. The record is from RefSeq and is a predicted model, not a curated record. Gene Ontology annotation, biological process: vesicle-mediated transport. Bases 1 to 609 code for a protein of 202 amino acids. Gene Ontology annotation, cellular component: intracellular membrane-bounded organelle.
AUGUAUAUACAGAACGUCAAUAAGAGAGACUGGGAAAAUAGUUCAUGGACAUCAGGUGGAGGUGCAAGAUGGGCCUUCUUUGCUGUGUUUAUAGUGCUCAUUCUUAUAGUGGUGUUGGGAACUAUUCGGGUAAAUAAAAAGCGGUCCCAACAGGGAAUUCAACCCAUAUAUGGGACUCGUUGGAUGACACCACCUUCAUACGUGCAAUCACAGACCCAAUAUAACCAGCCAAAUACCAGAGACCCCGAUAUGCCUACAAAUUAUGUUCCAGCAUACUCGGCCGAGGCAACUGAGUACGAUAUGGGAUACUACGACAAUAGUGGCAAAUUCCAUGCUAAUCCAAAUGCCAAGUCCCAGACAAACGUUGAGAUGUCGGACGUUACAUAUCCUGAAAAUGCACAUCAGCGACUGAGCAGCGGAACUGCUGGGGCACCAGUGGGCCGGAUACCUACGCUUCACGAACAGAGUGAUGAGAAUGACGACGAGGACUUGUACAGACCGCCACCGGGGCCACCUCCGUCAGCUGGUCGCUUGGAUACAGGAGGAACAGCAUCGACAGUCUCUCCUACGAUACCAGGACAAUUUCCUACCAACGAUAGGGCCACAUGA